This is a messenger RNA of Funneliformis mosseae, 2142 nucleotides long. Lineage: Eukaryota; Fungi; Glomeromycota; Glomeromycetes; Glomerales; Glomeraceae. The record is from the annotation of a GenBank genome assembly.
AUGUCGUCUAACGUUGUAGUUUCUUCCACUGGUGUUCCUAUACCUAAUCUUCCGACAGUCGAGGAAGUGAAAGGAUGGAGUGUCAAACAACUUAAUGGAUUUUUGAAAAGUAUACUAAACAUUGAUAAUCACAUAGAUACUAUCACCGUGAGUCAAGAAGUCGAUGGCUCGACCUUCCUUGAUUUUACCACGACAGACUUUGAAAGAUGGGGAAUACCAGGUGGACCAUCAAAACGUAUUGAAAUGCUAAUUAGUCAAAUUAAAGGAGAACAAACCGCUACUGGUAAAAAGCGCAAGAUAGAACUGAGUCAGAUAUUACAAGAUUUCAUUCCAGACGAAGUUAACUUAGUCAAAAAAAAAAGUACAAUAACAGAGUUUGUGAAUCGUGAUGAUGGAUUGAAUGCUGCGUUUGAAGUUUUCAUUAAAAACCAUGAAGGACGAAUGUCGAAUCAAUCUCAGGAUACUUACUUUGGUUUAUGUUUUGGUGGGUGUGGAAUUGGGAAAACCGAGUUGGUAACUCAAUUUUGUAUGAAAAUGAUCAAAGAGUAUAAAAAUGUUCUUGUCCUGGAUUUGAAUAAUGAAUUUCACUCAUUUGACCAAAAUGUGUGCAAAGAUGAUCAAUGGCUCGGAUUAUCUCUAGCUACUGUAUACUUUGGCAGAAGAAAAUUAAAACUAUCUGCAUUUAUUAAAACGAUAUCGUGCAACUAUGGCGAAGAGUCAUUAAAAGCUUUUGACGAUGUUUCUGAGGUGCUUACUUUGAUUGUCAAUCAUUACCGAAAAUGGAAGUGCAUAGAGGGAACGUUAUGCGUUGUGGUCUGGAAAGAUGACUACCAAACCGAAAUGGAGCAAUUAUCUAAUCCCCGGCUCAAUGUUAUUAAGCAACUUGGUAAUUAUAACCAUUCGUCUAUUGGAACAAGUAUUGCUGCUGAGCAGGAUGUUGUUCUUGUUCCUAUUUUAUCUGGUACCUUUGGUGGAGAUGUUAAAAAGACAAUUAUUGAAAGUCGGCAUUCUGUAAAAGUUCUGUCAACACCACCAUUAUCAUUCGAUGCUUCUAUCCGUGUGUUGGGAAUUUCAAAGGAAGUCUUGGAGCAAUCUCCUUUCAAACUUCGUAUUUUGAUAUCCGAUAUUGGUGGAGUUGCUCGAUUACUCAUUGAUUUGCGACGUAUGAACGAUUUUACGAAACCUUUGGAAGAACGAGAUGUUGAUAGUUUAGGAUCGCAGAUGGUCAAUAGAGUUUCGGAGUGUUAUAGCAUUGUUACUCCACGAGGACAACAGAAUAUAACAACUCUUCCGAAAUCAGCUCUAAAGGAGCUUAUAAGAUGCAUCAUUACUGGAACGUCAAUUUAUGAUGGUACUCAACUUCCAGAAACUGAAGUAACUUAUAUUGACCUUAAUCGCCAUGGAAUUUUUCAUUAUCGUCCGUUGUCAAACGAUCAAUUUGUUAUAACAAUGCCGUAUAUCCUUUUAUGGAAAUUAAAUAACGAAGUUGCAUUAUUACCUUUAGAUCUCCUUACAUUUCCUUGUCAAAGGUGGACCUGGCAGGAUUUUGAGAGAUUGGAAGCGUAUUUGGAGACUUUAAGGGCUGGAAGCGGUACUACAAUUAAAGAGCAAUUUCCUCAUGCAUACGCGAAUGCAAAUGUUUUGAAAUGGAAAAUUGAGCCAUGUGAACAAAUGUCAGUUGAACAAGAAGCUGUUCAAUGCGUUCCAAGAACUGGGACGGUGGAUUGGACAGGAAUACAUUCGUACAACCAUUAUAUUCUGUCGUCCGUGGUCUUUCUUUGCCAUACUGGAAAUCCUGCGAUUGAUUCUCAUUCCAGCCGCAGGUCAGGAUCCAAAUAUAUCAGAUUAUUAAAGCAAACAAAGCACUUCGCGCCAAAAACGAAGGGCAAAAUAUUUUCAUCAGAGGUGAUCAGAUGGUAUAAUAAUGCAAUGGAGAAAUUCAAUAAUGCUAGAAUUUUCGAAUCGAUAGGAUUUAUCCUUUUCACUAAUCGUGAUAUUAGUAAGAUUGAUCGUGAGAAAGCACUUGCAGCAUGCCCCAACUUGAUCAUAAUCUGUAGAGAUAAUCUUGAGAAUUAUAUGUCACAUACUUUUUUAUACAGAGGAUUUGUAGAUGAGGAAUAUAGAGACGAAGAGAGUGCAUAA